Messenger RNA from Rhododendron vialii, 882 nucleotides. Its product is annotated as thaumatin-like protein 1b. Gene Ontology annotation, cellular component: extracellular region. NCBI's taxonomy places the organism in Eukaryota, Viridiplantae, Streptophyta, Magnoliopsida, Ericales, Ericaceae. The coding region runs from base 29 to 751 and encodes 240 amino acids. Gene Ontology annotation, biological process: defense response. The record is from RefSeq and is a predicted model, not a curated record. The transcript is spliced from 2 exons.
CUCACUAAAUAAUUAACAUUGCAAAGGGAUGGCUAUGGGAGCUCUCUUCAACCUUGCCCUAGCCACCCUCUUCGUCUCUGGGGUUCAUUCGGCUAUUUUCACAAUAAAAAACCACUGUCCCUACACUAUUUGGCCCGGAGUAUUGACGGGUCAAGGAUCGCCAGCGUCCUCGACUGGGUUCGAAUUACGCUCUCAAGCCUCCUCAACGGUCAAUAUUCCUGCCCCUUGGUCAGGACGGGUUUGGGCUCGAUUCGUCUGCGCCAACGCCGGUGGAAGGUUUUCUUGCCGCAGCGCAGACUGUGGCACAGGCCAAGUCGCAUGCCGCGGCGCUGGUGCGAUUCCACCAGCGACUCUGGUGGAGUUCACCAUUGCCGCAGGUGGCGGGAGGGAUUUCUACGACGUCAGCCUCGUCGACGGAUUCAAUUUGCCGGUGUCAGUGGUCCCACAAGGCAGGCUAGGUUGUCGAUCCACGAAUUGCCCCGUAGAUAUCAAUGCCCAGUGCCCAGGUGAGCUGUCGAUAAAGAACACGGACGGUGGGACCAUCGGGUGUAAAAGCGCGUGUUUGGAAUUUAAGCAGCCGCAAUUUUGUUGCACCGGCGCGUUCAGUUCGCCGAACACGUGCAAGCCCACGGGCUACUCUCGAUUCUUCAAGAACCGGUGUCCAAAUGCUUAUAGCUACGCUUUUGAUGAUCGAAGCAGCACAUUUACCUGUGGGGCUGGAACAAACUAUCUCAUCACAUUUUGUCCUUGAAAAUGAGAUUCCAUACCAAAAUUACAAAUAAUGUUCGUUAUGGUAACUAAAAAUAAAGUUACUUUUCUCACAACAAGAACAUAAUAAAGUUGACUUAUAAUCCAUUUGGUUACUACAAUUUCGUGUACUAA